CUGCAGGAGUCGUGAUUCCCGAGUCUGCCAAAGAGUCGUUCAGAAAUCCAGCAUCUGGAUCGAGCUGUUGUGCUGCGCGAGAGCUCCGCUAUUUCAGGAUCAUGUUCUUCAUGCAGAUUCUGUCGGUGUUGCUCAUGUUGUUCGUGACUGAAGCUCUCAGCCCUGAACCAGAAGAGAAUGAAGUCCUCAAAUACACAGACGCACAGGACACCACACACCAGAAUGAAGUAACAUUCACCACUGGCAACUUUAGCGAUACAUCACACAAACCGUCGUUACCAGAUAUUGAUGAGUGUCACCAGGGCGACCCUGGCCCUUGCGGUUACCAUGCCAACUGCACAAACACACCCGGAUCCUUCCUGUGCAGCUGUCUCCGUGGUUACCUGAUGAGUGCGCAGGGAUGUAAAGAUGUAGACGAGUGUGUGUUAGCUGCAGUGACGGGUCUGCAGGCGUGUGGAAGCGGAGCCGAGUGUAAAAACACACCGGGAUCGUUCACCUGCUCCUGUCCUGCGGGAUUCGUGCUGGCGCUCGACGGACACAACUGUGUCGACGUUGACGAGUGUAAUUUCGAGGAGAGCUGCCGGAGAGAACUGGGUAACGUGUGUGUGAACACAGAGGGAAGCUACACGUGUGUGUGUCAAGCGGGAUUCAGAGAGGACCGGGCCGCGUGUGUCGAUGUGGAUGAGUGUGUGGAGGAGGAGCGUGUGUGUGUCGGUCGAGGGGAGUGUGAGAACACACCGGGCAGUUACAGGUGUGUGUGUCAGCGUGGUUACCGUGGCAACGGCACACAGUGCACAGAUGUAAACGAGUGUUUGAGCGGAGAUCACGGCUGUGACGGCAACGCUCGCUGCGGGAACAUCAUCGGGUCGUAUUUCUGUCAGUGUCUUCAGGGAUACAGCGGAGACGGACACUCCUGCUACGAUGUGGACGAGUGCGCUCAGGAUAACGGAUUCUGUGAACACAACUGCACAAACCAGCUGGGAACUUACAGCUGUCGCUGUAGCGCCGGAUUCACAAUCACUGCAGAUCAACACAACUGUACAGAUGUGGACGAGUGUGUGAGCAGUUAUGACACAUGUGAACAGACCUGCACAAACACAGUGGGAUCGUUCCUGUGCUCGUGUGGAGACCGGUACCAGCUUCACAUCGAUGGACACAGCUGUGUGGACAUCGACGAGUGUAAACUCCAGAACGGGGGCUGUUCUCACGAGUGCUCGAACACAGCCGGCGGUCACGCGUGUCACUGUCCCUUCCCUCUAAUCCUGGACCGCCACAACACAACCUGCGUCAACGUGAGCUCGUGUGCGCUGAGGAACGCCGGAUGUGAUCAGAUCUGCUCUGUGGGUUCAGAAGGUCUCGUUCAGUGCAGCUGCAGGGCAGGAUGGGAGCUGGACACCGACCAAAGGACCUGCGUCGAUGUGGACGAGUGUGUGAGUUUUAACGGCGGCUGUGAGCAGGUGUGUGUGAAUCUCGCUGGCGGUUUUAAUUGCAGCUGUCGCUCGGGCUUUGAGUCGCGUAAAGACGACCCGACAAAAUGCCAACCGGUGUGUGAGCCUGCGUGUCAGAAUUAUGGAGUGUGUGUGGCUCCGAACACCUGCGACUGUCCUGCCGGAUAUCCUGGACCGGGAUGCUCAGCCAUGUGUUCUCCACCCUGCGCUCACGGCGGCUCCUGUAUGAGGUGGAACGUGUGUGUGUGUCCUCCGGGCUGGACGGGCGACGGCUGUCACACAGCCGUGUGUGAGCUGCCAUGCGGUAACGGUGGACGGUGCAUCGCUCCAAACACCUGCCAGUGUCCCUCAGACUACAGCGGACCACAGUGUCUCACACCUCUGUGUUCUCCUCCCUGUGUGAACAGCGGGAGGUGUGUGAACAUCAACACCUGCAGCUGUGUGGACGACUGGACAGGAGCUCGCUGUCAGAUAGAACCCGUCAGGUGUGUGUCGGCGUGUAAAAACGGUGGUGUGUGUGUGGGACUCAACAGAUGCCAGUGUGUGGAUGGAUUCACUGGGAUCCUCUGCGAGACGGCUGUCACUACGCCGUGUGUUCCUCCCUGCCAACAUGGAUCUGUCUGUGGCCCUCUGAACACCUGUGUGUGUCCGACGGGGACGAGUGGCAUACGCUGUGAGAGACUUGUGUGUCCAGUCGUCACUACAGUGGUCAGUACGUCUCGCGCGGUGAGGAAAGGCUUCCGGGAGAGUUUCGUGGAUCGCUGUGGACCCCUGGGUGUCCAACUCUGCACUAAAUACAGGAUAAACCAGGCGCGUGUGUAUCUGCAGGCGUAUAGAGUGGGAUACAAGAUCCAGUGUCCCGACAAAACCACAAGAUGAACCACAAAACAACAACGCCAAGUCGAGUAACAAAC
This is a messenger RNA of Rhinichthys klamathensis goyatoka, 2362 nucleotides long. Its product is annotated as fibrillin-3. Lineage: Eukaryota; Metazoa; Chordata; Actinopteri; Cypriniformes; Leuciscidae. Gene Ontology annotation, molecular function: calcium ion binding. The transcript has 21 exons. Bases 102 to 2327 code for a protein of 741 amino acids. The record is from RefSeq and is a predicted model, not a curated record.